This is a messenger RNA of Astrephomene gubernaculifera, 1065 nucleotides long. NCBI's taxonomy places the organism in Eukaryota, Viridiplantae, Chlorophyta, Chlorophyceae, Chlamydomonadales, Astrephomenaceae. The record is from the annotation of a GenBank genome assembly.
CGAACGUCAUCAUCGCCGUCAGCGGCGGUUGUGGUCUUAAAAAGGGAGGAAGGGGGGCUGCCAGCGAGUGCGAGGUCACCUCCCUCGCCGCUCGCUUCCCCUCCUCCUCCUCCUCAGGCCCCGGAAGCAGGGGUCAACACGUCAGCACAGCCCUCUUCCGUCGCUGCUGCUUCCGCAGGGCUGCCCGCUCCUGCUGCUCCUGGUGAGGUCAGCUCGGGUACGCGGCAGGCCUCCUCCUCCUCCUCCUCAUCAUCAUCCAUCACUUCCGCCUCCUUCCCUGCCUCCUCGUCCUCCCUUCCAGCCGUCGCUGCUGCGCCUGGCAACCAAGAAGGCGAUAGAGGCAGCAGCAGCAGUAGCAGCAGUAGCAGCAGUAGCAGCAGCAGCAGCAGCAGCAGCAGUAGCAGCAGCAGCAGCAGUAGCAAUAGCAGAGAAGGCAGCGGAGGCGUCAGUGCGAGUGCAGCUACAAGGGGGAGGAGGCGUCAGGGCCGGCCCGGAGGAGAUGGAGAGAGAGGAGCAGAAGGGAAAGCAGAAGCGGGGAGAGGCGGAGGUAGAGGUGCAGGUGUAGGUGAAAGAAGCGGAGGUGACACCGAAAGCGCGUUCGACGAGUGGUGUCAGAACCUGGCGCCUUGGAGGGACCUGAUCUCCCCGAUGGUGCUGGGUUUCGAGAACCUGCCGACCCCUGGGUCACCCGCCUUCUCCCGACCCAUGCUGUUCGUUGGCAACCACCAGAAGAUGGGGUUCUACGACACUCCUCUCCUGGUGUACGAACUGUACGUCAGGGGUUAUAGGGUGCGAGGCCUGGCUCACCCGGGGCAUUGGGCCGGACCCGUGGGUCGCUGGUUCGAGAGCUUCGGCACCGUCAAGGCCUCCCCCCUGGCGGCAUUCCGGUUGCUGCGGGGCGGGGAGAAGGUGCUGCUGUUCCCGGGGGGAGCCAGGGAGGUUGUGAAGCGGCGGGGUCAGGAGUACACCCUGCUUUGGAAGGACAGUCCCGACUUUGUUCGUCUGGCUGCCCGCUGCGACGCGCUCAUUGUGCCCUUCGCGGCGGUGGGUGCGGAUGAUGCGUAC